AAGGUUGCAAACCAUUUCUGUCGGUAAGAAAACACUUGGAGUAAUCUCUGCGACUGUAAAUCAGCUAUUAUCUUAAAGUAUGGAGAUCUUGGGAGACACAACGAUUGAACAGUGUCUGAAAUCAAGUUUGUUAGAUUAUUUGACGAAAACAAAGACUGGAGCAAUGACCGCAGUGAAACGAAACAUUUUACAAACGGCAAUAUUUCUCUUUGGAAAAGAAACCACAGAUAGAUAUGGAUUUGUGUAUUCCGAAAAGAAAGACGUUGCUGUACAACAGAAGAGAUUUCUCAUCUUCUCCUACUUGUUCCUCGAUGCCCUAAAGAAAAAGUCUAUUUCGGACAAAGCUAUUGCCAUACACAACGGACUGUGGUCCCAACAUUUACACCACCUGGCCAACUGUGGAAAUGAGAAAGCAGCGAAACGCUAUAUAAGAAUUUUGGAGGACAGGGAAGAAACUGUUUUCAAUAUUAAAAGACUGCAACAACAGCUUAAAUCCGUAGACCCUGAGACGGGGAUGGAAGAGGAGAUACUUAAGUUCCGCUGUAGGAAAUCGAACAUGUUUGAGAGAAUCGGGAUGGCGCUGAGAAAACUGUUUUAAAAUUUGAAUGACUUUCAGGAUUAUCAAUUGACGUUAUAGCCUAAUACAUGUACCUCACCACCACCGCCAUCAUCUUCAUUACCUCAUCAUUACCAUAAUCAUCAUUUCUUGUUGUUUCACACUGGUUUCAUCGAAGAAUCAUUAAUGUUCAUUAAAAUGCAUCUCAUGAUCUGCUUUUAAGUUUUAACCAUUCUUUCUUAAAUUUGUAAUUAAAAUUAAAAGACAUUAUAUAUUUUUUAAAACUA
This is a messenger RNA of Saccostrea cuccullata (small rock oyster), 843 nucleotides long. RefSeq lists its product as uncharacterized. Lineage: Eukaryota; Metazoa; Mollusca; Bivalvia; Ostreida; Ostreidae. The record is from RefSeq and is a predicted model, not a curated record. The transcript has 5 exons. Bases 80 to 598 code for a protein of 172 amino acids.